Messenger RNA from Oncorhynchus masou masou (cherry salmon), 2511 nucleotides. RefSeq lists its product as uncharacterized. The record is from RefSeq and is a predicted model, not a curated record. The transcript is spliced from 2 exons. NCBI's taxonomy places the organism in Eukaryota, Metazoa, Chordata, Actinopteri, Salmoniformes, Salmonidae. The coding region runs from base 204 to 746 and encodes 180 amino acids.
UCAGGACAGACCUGCAGUACACCAAUAAUUCUGUGAGAUCUCAUCAGACCUGAAUUUUCCUGAUUGCCAUCUGAUCAAGAUCAAACAGGUUCUGGGUAUAAAGGCUCAUCACAUCAGCUUACUGGAUCCACAACCACAUUUAUCUGCAAUAAGAUACUUUCUCGUUCUAGACUGAGUUGAAGGGGAUCUCUCCAUAACAGGCCAUGAGGGUGAGCCGGGUGUUACAGCUGUCCAUCUGCCUGGUGGGCCUCAGCCUGGCAUGGCGCUCCCCACCACCAGGCAAACCCUCCAUAGAGGGGGGUGGCCAGGUUCCUGUGGGCCAGAUACAGGUGCUCUCUGUGGGGCUGCUCCAACUGCUCCAGGGGGUGCAGGAGAGUGCCUGGAGGAUGGAGAGGCAGGGCGACCAAGUGUCAGAGGAGCUGAUGGGAGACACCCAGGCUGUGGAGAGGCUUCGAGAGCAAGGUGUGCAGGUAGGAAGGACCCACAGGCAGGUGACAAAGAACCUCCAGAUGAUGACAGCACAGAGCGACAGGCUAGAGAAUGCAGCCCAGGACGUGCAGCUGGGACUGGAGACUUUAUUGGCCGAGCAAGGUGCCUUGGAGCUCAGGAUGUGCCGUGUCCUGGAGAGGGUGCAGAGCAUAACCAAGCCAGUUCUAAGGAUGGAAAAGCAGCUUAAUAUGAACCUGAUGAAGGCGUCUCGUAUCAGAGGGGAGAGGCCUCCCACCAGCGCUGAGGGCAGAUUCUGAUGAUGGCUCUGGCUUUUGUCUGGGCAACAACCACAGCUGCAUCAAUAUAAACACUCCAUUCAAAACUAUAAGAAAACAACAUAGUUAUAGUGGAAAUCUGAGAAAGAAAGACACAUAGCAUUAUUCAUACCAUAUUCAAGCUUCAUUUCUUCAUCCAGAUACUAUGAGAUCAUCUGAUUGGAAUUUUAAAAGGUAGACAUCCUUGUUGGGUAAUCUCCAAAGUGGUGUGGCUCUGUGUUAAUGUUUGAGGUUCAUAUUUGGAAGCUUUGUAUUGCAAUCCCUUGUCAGCUGGUGCCUCUAGGGCAAUUCAGGCAGAUGUUAGAGGGCCCUUUUACUGAAGCAUGUGUUUGUUUCAUACAAUUGUGUUUUGCUUUUGAUGUUUUCUUUUCUUUUCAUGCAUUGUGUAAUUAAUGUGUAUAGAUAUCCAUACUAGUGUUUAUUGAUGUGUUCAUGCAGGGCUCAUCUACAAAAGAGAUCUUGGUCUCAGCAUGACUCAAUGCUUAAAACUGCAAUAUGUAACUUUUUGGGAAACUCCACCAAAUUGACAUAGACAUUUGUGUUAUAUAUCUGUCAUUCGCAUUGAAAGCAAGUCUAAGAAGCGGUAGAUCUGUUCUAUGUGCACUAUUUCUAUGCUACCCAUGCUUAAGUUUUGUUUUUGCAUCUUUUACUUUAGCUUUUGUACACCAACUUCAAACAGCUGAAAAUACAAUAUUUUGGGUUAUGGACAAUAUAUUUUACAGUGGUUUAGAUGGUACAAUGAUUCGCUACACUAUAUUGCUUGUUUUGCCACAUAAACUGAAAUUAGGCAAACUAUUUGAAUUUUAGCAACCAGUAUAUUUCUGCAUAGUUAGUGCAUCUUUAAAUAAAGGCAAACCCUUUUUAAAUAAAUGCAACCACAAUCAAAUAAACAGAUUCAAGGUAAUGGACUGGAUCAGACUGCCUGGGAAAAAAAUAUUCCUGUCAACUUUGGCUGAUUGGCUAAUUCUCCUUGAACGUAAAAAAAAAAAAAAAAAAAAAGGGCUCUGUGGCUGUAUUCUAGAGGUACAGGAGACCUCAUCUUUUCAGCUGUCCGACAACCAAAUGUGGCAAAGGUUGUGUGUGAAAGCUUUGAGGACUGUCCUAUCUGAUGGCCUCAAGUCUGUGAGAUCUAAAUGCAUGAAUGCUGUCCGACUGUUGUUCCCAAAAAUAAACAGCCAGAGCAACAAACUCUGACCCAACAUGACAAAGAGAAUAUACAGUAAUGUUCCUGUAAAUCUAUUUGAAAUGUGCCUACAGUUCUUCAUUUGACUUGGACAUUUUAGCCAUUUAGCAGACGCUCUUAUCCAGAGCAACCUACAGGAGCAAUUAGGGUUAGGUACUUUGCUCAAGGCCACAUCGACUGAUUUGUUUCACCUAGUUGGCUCGGGGAUUCGAACCAUCGACUUUUCUGCACAACACUCUUACCCGCUAGCUACCAGACACCCCACUGACAUACUCCAACAGGUCUUUACUCUUGAAUUCAUUUACAUUUAAUUUCAGCCAACCUAUGUUACCAGAUAUUGAAGAUGGAAGAUCAAAGCAAACUGAGUGUGCAAUUUCAUUGUCACACACAAUAUGUUCAGUUUCAGGUAUGAUCUUUGUCAUAUUGUGUGGAGUAUGAUAAUGAGCUUCAGAGUAUAGUUGCUCUAGGCUAUCAUGAUUCUGAACUACACUGAACAAAAUUUAAUGCAACAUGUAAAGUGUAUGUUUCAACAUGCAACACGUUGAAAUUAAAGAUCCCCGAAUA